This is a messenger RNA of Trematomus bernacchii (emerald rockcod), 3043 nucleotides long. RefSeq names its product G protein-coupled receptor 45 (gene gpr45). The transcript has 3 exons. Lineage: Eukaryota; Metazoa; Chordata; Actinopteri; Perciformes; Nototheniidae. The record is from RefSeq and is a predicted model, not a curated record. Gene Ontology annotation, molecular function: G protein-coupled receptor activity. Gene Ontology annotation, cellular component: membrane. Gene Ontology annotation, biological process: G protein-coupled receptor signaling pathway. The coding region runs from base 498 to 1658 and encodes 386 amino acids.
GCUCCUUUAAGUCAGGGACCACCUGCUCUCCUCGCGUCAGCUUCAUCCGCAGGAGGCACGAUGGCGAUCGAUCCGGCAGGAAAAUGUUCAAAGUGGAAUAUUUUGGGAAAAGCUCGACAUUCACAGCGAGAGAAACGCGAUCGUCGAGUCAGGAGACAAGCAUGAAGCCUGAUCACAAACCUGACGUCGAGUUCCUGUAGGAGCCCGUCCACCUGCAGGACAACCUCUGAGACCAACGUAUCGCUAACGCUGUCCCACUACCAGGAUGUGGAAACCAUAGCAACAGACAAGUCCUGUGUGUCCUGAGGAUACCUCUGUGUUUUAUCAAAGUGUGAAGCAUUAUCCAAGACUGGGCUUCUGCUGAGUCUGAGGAAGACAGGCUAUAUCAUGGAUAUUGCCAUGGAAGACCAACUUUUGGAGGACAUUGUAAUGUGCACACCACAACAUUAAUCAACAUGAACCUUCUUCUGGGCUGACAUCCCUCCAUAAAAGCUGCCAUGGCUUUUUGUAAUGAAAGCCUGCUGGAGGAGUGCAGCUUCCUGGGGCCGGACAGUGUGGAGGAAGCAGCAGAAAGUCUCCCUUCAGAAGCUGCGACUCCCCUCAUAUCGGUCACUCUGCGUGUGACCCUUGCCGCCAUAAUGAUCUUCAUGAUAACCAUCGGAUUCCUCGGCAACGCGAUCGUGUGUCUGAUUGUUUACCAGAAACCUGCCAUGCGUUCUGCCAUCAACCUCCUCCUCGCCACGUUGGCCUUCUCGGACAUCAUGCUCUCCCUGCUCUGCAUGCCCUUCACUGCGGUCACCGUGGCCACCGCCGACUGGAGCUUUGGGAGCGGGUUCUGCCGGGCGUCCAUUAUGCUGUACUGGCUGUUCGUCCUGGAGGGGGUGUCCAUUCUCCUGAUCAUCAGCGUGGACCGCUUCCUCAUCAUCGUGCAGCGGCAGGACAAGCUGACCCCUCACAGAGCCAAACUGUUGAUCGCAGGGUCGUGGCUGCUGAGCCUGUGUGUGUCCCUGCCCUCUGUGAUCGGGUGGAGGACCAGUACGGCGGGUAUUGGGGGAUCCUGGGCGCCGCAGUGUGUGCUGGGAUACAGUGAUUCCCUGGCAGACCGUGGAUACACAGUGCUGUUAGCAGUAGCAGUGUUCUUUGUACCUUUCACUGUCAUGCUGUACUCUUACAUGUGCAUCCUCAACACGGUGCGCCGCAACACCCUGCGCAUCCACAACCACACCAACGAGCACUCCUGCCUGCCAGCCCUCAACCAGGUCAGCAAGAUGAGGCUCACCGGGCUGCAGCGGCCUCCUCAGAUCAAGGUGGACAUGAGCUUCAAGACCAGAGCCUUCACCACCAUCCUCAUCCUCUUCGUGGGCUUCUCUGUGUGCUGGUUGCCUCACACGGUGGUCAGCUUGCUGGCGGUGUUCAGUCGGCAGUUCUACUACAGCUCCGUGUUUUACCCCAUCAGCAUAGGCGCUCUGUGGCUCAGCUACCUGAAGACGGUGUUCAACCCCGUCAUCUACUGCUGGAGGAUCAGGAAGUUCAGGGAGGCCUGUCAGGAGUUUAUACCCAAGAGCUGCAGACUGUGUCCCAGGGUGCCGGGCAGGAGCCGCAGGAGGGUGAGGCCGAGCAAUAUCUACGUGUGCAGCGAGACUCAGUCGGCUGUGUGAAACCAGUGGGCUUUGACACCCAGAAAAAUAGUUUGGACUCCUUGUCCUCACAAUAAAGCGGUGCAGUGAUGACCUCGGCCGACCUGGAAGUUAGCAUUGCAAGGGUUUCCUCUGCCAAAAGUGAUUACUGCAGUAACAACUAUUCUACCUGGGAUCAACAUAAAUGAUAAGACAUUAAAACAUCACAUUCUUGACUAUCCACAAUAGAGUGGUGCAGGGAUGAAGUAUUUUAUAGGUAGACCCAGAAGUUAGCAUAGCAAGAGUUCCCUCUACAAAAGUAAAGGAUUUUUUCAUUGGAUUUUGGUAUACUGCAGAAAUUAAGUUAUUUGGCAAAUACACAUGUAUGAUACUUAACAUGUUUUGUUCAGCAGGAUAAACUUGACGAUUAUCACGACUUUGAUUUUGAGCGUAACUGCAACCGGCAGAAGUAGAAAGCUAUCAAUAGGCUAUAACAAACUACAUCCUUGUCACGUGGCUGCAGGUCAUCACCGCUGAGCUAAAGGCAGACUCAAGUGUGGGGUGAUGACGUUUAGUAAUCUUAUUGAGCCGUUUGUUAGCAACUACCGUUUUUAUGACACAUAAAAGCUCCGGAAAUUCACAAGUUGUUUUUUACUGACGUAUUUUAUGUUGUAGAAAAACCCGUCAGAAUCUCAUAAGCUUGUGUUAACCAAAGACCUUAUUUCAGGCCUCUAACCAAAAGAACGUUUUAAAGAAAAGGUACUGUGCUAGGUCAUUGCUGGGUUUAAGAACUUUUUGCUGUAUAGGCAAUCAGUAAUGACCUUAAAAUAAUAUACUGGUUAUUGACUAAAGAAACUCACAUCAAGAAUGAACUUCCUUUUAUAAUCUUUAAGCCACUAUGGAUGUAACCAUAAUAUCACAGAUAUUACAAUUUGAACAACUCCAUGACAAUUGGACAUCCACUGAGGAAGGUCACGUGAUUUAAUUGAAAGCUCCAUAAGUUUUUAUUAUUAAUGUUCCUGAAACGUACUGCCAUCCAAACAGUUUUAUAUCCUUCGUUGUCAAUUCACCUCUUUGUUUCCGAGUUUGUGACUGAAUUGUUUCAUGAAUGUUAUCCUGUUUCUUCUGACUGAUAAGUAGUUGUGAUAAUAAUUAUCUUGUGAGUUAUGUGAUGAAUUUCAAACAAAAAAAGCAUACAGGGUAUUGAUGUUCAGCAACGUUUUCAAGGGACAGUCUGUAAGCUUUUCAACUGACGUCUUAUUUAAAAAAUACAUUGUUUAAAAUUAUAUCUGUGCAGAAACACAACCUUGUGUGAUUUAAAAUUGUAAUUUAAAACCAUGAGUGUAAACAAAGACGUGUGCCAGUUAUUGAGCUGUGAAUGUUUACUUGAAUGUAUCAUUUUCCCAUGAAUAACAAAAACCAGGUAA